Molecule: messenger RNA, 2515 nt
Organism: Triplophysa dalaica
Lineage: Eukaryota; Metazoa; Chordata; Actinopteri; Cypriniformes; Nemacheilidae
Product: CMRF35-like molecule 8
Exons: 11
Coding region: 1220-2350 (376 amino acids)
Cellular component (GO): plasma membrane
Molecular function (GO): transmembrane signaling receptor activity
Source: RefSeq, a predicted model, not a curated record
AGUGUAAAACAGGUGAUGCAGUGAGAUCAUUUACUCUUCAGACGGGAGAAUCUGUAACUAUUCCAUGUCAUUAUGACACACAAUAUAUUCACCAUAAGAAAUCCUGGUGUUAUAAUGCAGGAGCAGCAUACAAUUACUGCUCUAUUCUGUCUCUCCUUUCUGAUAUGAGUCACAAUACAUUUUGUCGGCAAGGCAACCGUAAGGAUGUUUGAGGAUCAAAAAGGAAGUGCACCAGAUGUUGAAAAUUAGAAACAGGAAGUUAUACUGUAAAAUAGUCACUGACAGUAGAGUUAAUAUAAUACAUUACAAACAUUUUUGCAUAACAUUCUCUUACAGGCUACACAAGUAAAACAAGCUGAGAAGCUUUUAUGGAAAAUGUUAGUAGUAAAUCAAGACUUCAAAAUGGUUCUCUUCUCUCAGUGGCAUGAAAAACAAACUAAUAGUACACAGAUGAAAACAUUAUUAGUUGUAAUGUUCAAUACUGCCAAACAUUUUGAAACAAACCUGUCAUGCAAUAUACAGUAAUGUAAAGCUGUAAUCAAUACUUGUAUUUUUACUAUUUAUUUUAUUACCGUCACGUGUAAGAGAUAGUUUUAAAGCAUUUUUGUCCCCUUUAGAGUAUUUUUUAUUGCUCUAUUGUCAAUUUUAUACAUUUUUAGCAAUACUGUUGAUGUCUGUACAAAUGAGGACGCACAGUAACAGGUACUCAUAUAAAAUGAAACAAAUCAAGUCAAAGAAAACAUCAAAAUCUGUAACUGAGGUCUUUCAUCAUCUCUUGUGCAGACAUGCUUUCGACACAAAGAGCUCACGUCUCACAGACUCUGCUUCAGUUUUACUUUUGUCCGUUCCUAAGUAGAGCACUCAAGAAAGGAAGUUGAUGCUACUGUGCCAGCGACAAACAGCAGGAAACUUAAGAACUGAUGAUGUCACCAAAGAAUUAAAUGUCAAUGAACAUGUAAAUGAGUUUGACUUCAAAUGAAAUAUUAAGUAAAAAUAUAAGUUUUCCAUAAUGUAAGACUUUUUAAAGUUAUUUUCGUGAUAUUGACAGCCAUUAGUGGAGACACAAGUUGACAUGAGCAACUUCAGAUGAAGGGCAUAGGAACUGAGAGAUGCUAUAAAAACACACAGUGACUAAAAUACCAUCAAAGUAGAUGUGUGUGUCCUUCAGUUCUGUGUGCCAUUUUACAUUUUAUUUGUUUGUUUCUGUUGCACAAAAAUAAUGUAUAUGGACAUGAGGAAGACGUGGAAGAAUAUCACCUUAUCUCUUUAUGACUGCCGCAUCAUCAGGUCAAAGUUCAUUUGGGUUUUUCUUUGGCUCGUUGUGGGGGCUGAGUGUAAAACAGGUGAUGCAGUGAGAUCAUUUACUCUUCAGACUGGAGGAUCUCUUACUAUUCCAUGUCAUUAUGACACACAAUAUAUUCAACAUAAGAAAUACUGGUGUUAUGAUGCAGGAGCAGCAUACAAUUACUGCUCUAUUCUGGCAUCCGCUAAUGAAACUAAAGGAAGAGUUUCAGUCAUUGAUCAUCCUGAUCAGAGUUUAUUUACCGUCACUAUGACAAACCUGCAGGAUCAAGACACUGGAACUUACUGGUGUGCUGUUGAAAUUAAAGGGAUUCUAAACAUGGAUGUGACAGAGCAGCUUUAUCUCGCAGUCCAAUCAGCUCCUGAUGUGUCUGUGGUGUCCAGCAGUGUAUCUGGAGAUGAAGGUGGUAAUAUCAGUGUAAAGUGUCUCUAUAGUUCUGCAUAUAAGAAUAAACACAAACAGUGGUGCAGAUAUAAAGACAAGAGCUGUUACACAUCCCAGAGUUCAUCAGUUCAGAUCAGUGAUGAUGAGAGAGAAUCUUUCACUGUGUUGAUGUCUGGACUGAUGCUGAGUGAUUCUGGCUGGUACUUCUGUUCUGUAGGAGAUCGACAGGCUCCUGUUCAGCUCACAGUCACUGGUAAAACUGCGACCACAGUUACUAGCUCAACGGGAGUCUUCAUACAUGCAGCUUCAUUUCCGAGAAACAGCAGUCAAACGCCGGGCGGUGAUAAGCAGCAGAAUAUUUUACAUCUGAAGAUGUGGCUUCCACUCCUUGUGUUGAUGCUGCUGAUGAUGAUACUGGUCACCAUGGCGACCGUAAUUCAGAGACAAAAGCUCAAAACAAAUAACAUCAAUAUCACACAUGAGACACCAGACAAAGCCUGUGCAAAGCCUGACGACUCUGUUAAUCCAGAAUGUGAUGUGACAUACAGUUCUGUGAUUAAACUUCACCAGACUAAAGCUUGCAGUCCAGUAUGUGAAGAGGAAAAUGUGAUCUACAGCUCUGUGUGUGAACAGCAUCACGUCAUUUUCACAGCUGUGUUUUAACAUUAUGAUAUCGCUGGAACUGCUGAGUUUGGUUUGGAGUUCAGACAACUUCCACACAUCUGCCAGCUGUGGUCACUAAAGUCAUGAAAUGAAAGAAUGUGAAAAGCGCUAGACUUGAAGAGAAGAAACAGAUUAUGAGUGCCGUACGGUUCAUUUUAAUUGUUC